This is a messenger RNA of Myotis daubentonii (Daubenton's bat), 6187 nucleotides long. RefSeq names its product rho GTPase-activating protein 20-like. NCBI's taxonomy places the organism in Eukaryota, Metazoa, Chordata, Mammalia, Chiroptera, Vespertilionidae. Gene Ontology annotation, molecular function: GTPase activator activity. The record is from RefSeq and is a predicted model, not a curated record. Gene Ontology annotation, biological process: signal transduction; regulation of Rho protein signal transduction.
GGUCAGAAGACAUUUAAAAGGAGAAGAUCUAUCAUCAAUUGGGCCUUUUGGCGGGGUUCUGGCACUCACCUGGAUAACUUGCCCAUGUCCCCAACCUCUCCUAUGACAGGGCAGCUCUUUGGAGUGUCUCUGCCAAAUAUCUGUGAGAAUGACAAUCUGCCCAAACCUAUCUUGGAUAUUCUUGUUUUCCUUAAUCAAAACGGACCCCUCACAAAUGGCAUCUUCAGACAGUGCGCCAGUGUGAAAUUGUGCAAAGAGCUGAAGGAGAAGCUGGACGCGGGAGCAGACGUGCCCCUGGACACUGAAUCCAUUUUCGUGAUAGCGUCUGUUCUGAAGGAUUUUCUACGACAUAUUCCCAGAAGUGUUUUCUCAUCAGAUCUCUAUGACCAAUGGGUCUGUGUAAUGGAUCAAGGAAAUGAUGAAGAGAGAAUAAAUACAAUUCAAAGGCUGUUGGACCAGCUUCCGAGAGCCAAUAUUGUUCUUCUAAGGUACCUUUUUGGGGUACUACACAACAUUGAGCAACACUCCUCAUCCAAUCAGAUGAACGCAUUUAAUUUAGCGGUGUGUAUCGCUCCGAGCAUUCUUUGGUCUUCUACUACCUACAGCCGAGAAUUAGAAGGCGAAUUUACAAAAAAGGUUACUCUGCUUAUUCAAUUUGUGAUUGAAAAUUGCUGUAGAAUAUUUGGAGAAGAAAUCACUUCCCUCUUUGGAGAGGUGUCAGUGAGGUGUGACAUUAGAGAGAAUACCUCAGGUAUCUCUUGCUUACAAAUGACCGACGCCUCCUAUGACAGCUUGGAAAACGAGCUGAAUGAGGACGUUGACGCUCCGUGCAGUGACCUGGUGACAACCCUCGGCCAGGGUAGCAGAAGCAUGGACUCAGUCCUCAGCCUCAGUGACUGUGACACCGACCAGCCCGAGCUGGGAGGUCUUUUAACCCUGAGCGACUUUGACUUAGACAAUCCUAAACAUGAAGACAUUCAAAUGGAAGGGCCUCUCGAAUCCAAGCCGGUGACUGUCCCAGGACUGUACGGAGAGGCCAGCCUGCAGGACCAUGGCGGGGCCCCGACUGGCGCCGCCACACCCAGCUACCUGACCAGGGCUGCAGCAGAUGCUCCGAAAAGCCCGCGGCGACAGCGGCGCUGCUCCGAACCCAGCAUCAACUAUCGAGAUGCAAAGCUGUCCUCUUUCCGGGAGUUUUGCCAGAAAAAGCUACGCAAGUCCAGCUGUGAUGCAAUUCUCUCACAGAAAGGUGAGGACCAUCUGAAGCAAAACGAACCCCCACAGGUAGAGGGUAAGAUGUAUUUUAAACAGGCUCUAGUCACAGGCACUGAUAUCAAGAAAAAUGCCUCUAAUAAAAGUGCUAAGAAGAAGGGCUUCUUUGGUAUGCAAGGAAGUCAGGUGAAGCGCCCCCCGCCCUCAAAGCCAGUGGCCAUUUCUGUGGCAUCUUGCAGUUACAUGUCCUCACAUGAUUGUCCCAGGAGCCAGCCCUUGGAUGCAGACACACCUGCACACGCCCCGUCACACACAGCAGAUGCCCCCAAGAGUUCCAAGAGGCACCAACGCUGCCAGAAACCAGCAUCGACGACCAGCGCGCUCCAAGCUGAGCUAUCUCAGGGGUAUUUUCUCAAGGAAACACAAAAAAGCAGCUUUGAAGUACGCCCGUUGUCUGGAGAGGAGGAGUAUCUCCAGCAGCACAAGUCUUUACAAUUGGAGGGCCAAAAGCUCAUUAACCAGAGCUUGGUCAUGGGGAUCGAGGUGGGCAAGAGUGGUGCCACCGACCAGAACCCCGAGAAGCUUUUACCCUCAAAAUUAAGCACCUGCCCCAGGACGAGCUGUUCUAGCUUGUCUUCCCCAGGCACCUCCCCAUCUGGCUCCUCAGUGAGCUCCCAGGAUAGUGCUUUCUCUCAGAUUUCAGAGCAUUCCGUGUUUACACCCAACGAAACGUCCUCCCCAGUAGAUUGUACUUUUCUGGCCCCAAGCCAGCAGGGAGAACCGUCCGACUCCAGCAGCUCCAGACUCGUUUCUGGAGUGCCUGGUCCCGCCUCUGAGCAGGCCAGCAGCCGCCUGGCUUAUUCAAAAAAGGACACCUUAGAGUGGCAUUCACAGAUGCAUUCUGUAACCCUUCAUCCCAGCACAUGGUUAAGAAAUGGUAUGGCCAGCUUGAAAAACUGGUCCCUCAAAAACAAAGCCAGGGCAGCCAGAGCAGAGGAAAAGAAAAUAUCUUCUCUGCCAGGGCCCGCAGAGCCCCCUCCCCAUGCUUCUGGGGCUCCAGAAGCCAACCCACAGCAAGAGACACAGAAAGACAUGCCCCCAAGGGUACCUGCAGGACUUGCAGCUGCGCAGACAGGCCAGCGGGACACCUCCAAUCCCAGACACGGCUCCGAGCCACGCGGUAGCUCUCCGCCCAGCCCAGUGGAAGGCACAGUGGAGCUCUGUCUGAAGUCACAGGAGGAAGGAGAGAGUAGCGGGCCGUGCUCUCCUGGCAUCCCGCCGUGUGCAAUAUCCUCGCCCAGCUCUUUGGUUAUAGAUGAUGAGUCCGGCCCAGACUCAGGGCCUGCACCAGUGUGUGAUGUUGAGGACAAACAUUCAACCAAAGACAUUUUACCACAAGAAGAACCUGAUGUCUAGAAGAACAGGAAGAACAGGAAGUGGCCUAAUAACAUCAAGACAAUAUUCAUUAUGACCCCUCUGUAUAAAGUACCUGGAAUAGGUAGCAUAAAGAUAAUUAUUGCUAAUACUUAGUACAAUAAAAUAAUUCUCUUUACUAAGACCAUGUGGCAAGAAGUUUUACUACAAUUUUAGAGAUACUAGCAGAGUUAGAGAAAGUGUCUUCUUUUUUUUUCUUUUUAUAAACUUUAUUGAAUUUAUUAGGUAACAUUGGUAAAUAAAAUUAUAUAGGUUUCAGGUGUACAAUUAUGUAAUACAUCAUCUGGAUAUUGUAUUGUGUGUUCACCACCCAAAGUCAAGUCUCCUUCCAUCACCAUGUAUCUCCCUUUGCCCUCUCCUGUCACUCCCCACCCCCUUUCCAUCUGGUAAUCACCAUACAGUUGUCUGUGUCUAUGAGGGUUUUUUGUUGUUUGUUUGUUUUGUUUUGUUUUUUGGGGGGGGUACUUAAUCCCUUCACCUUUUUCACCCAGCCCCCCAACCCCCAUACCCUCUGAGAGCUGUCAGUCUCUAUGCGUCUGUUUCCAUUUUGUUUGUUAGUGAAAUCAUGUAUACUUGUCUGUCUCUGACUGGCUUAUUAUUUAGCAUAAAAAGGAAGCAUGCAUUAUAUCACGUUAGGCUCCUGAGAAGGCCAUGGUAUCAUUAGUGAAGCAUGGAGAUUACGGGGAGUGGGGAAGGGUGCAGACAAACAAUGCACACUCCAUGGAAUGUGUUCAAUAAAUAAGCAAGAAAAAUGCCACUAAUCCAAGUAUUGGGAAGAAAAGCACGCCCAGUAAUGAAGGAAAUCAUGUGAAACAUUUCCCUUCAUCCAAGUCACUGUCCAUUUCUGUGACUUCUAGAGUCACAUGUCCUCGCAGGAUCAUUCCAGAAAGUAGCCCAUGAUGCAGCUAGACUGGGGAAAAGGAGAGUGGCUCAAGAGCCAUGAGUAUCAUGAUGCCAUUUUUUUGUUGGUUGUGUUGCUUGAUUCAUUGUUCCAUUAGCACCGCUUUGCAAAGGCUCCAGUGAACAGCUGGGAAGAGAAAGACGGAAAUGUCGCUCAUCUCAGUGUUCUUUACAAAGGGACCUGUGCUGGGAGAGUUCUCCAGGAACACAGCUUUUCCUGUGAGAAGGUGACCUGAAAGCACUGGUUACCUGAGCGUGGGGGAAACUGCAAAACAGUCUUUUCUCUGUUACACGAAUGCUGUUGCCAGCAGGAUGAAAGCCGGGCUCCUCUGCCCAGAUGGUUUUCUGCAGCCCCGCCUCUUAGAGUAGUCAGCCAGAAAACAUUGCUGAUAAGUCAUCCUUUUUCUGAUUAUCAUUUGGCCAUAGAGAGAGCAAUUUUGAAUUUGCUAACUUAUGAAGAGUUGCAGAAUAGAAUACCCACCAAAGUGGCUAUCGGGCCUUCUCAAUCACUGGCUUUGGAUUUCCCUACCUCCAGGAGUUUUUACAUACUUUUGUCCCAAAUGAUUCAUGGUUCACAGAGAGUGUGUACCCCACCCCAUUGGUUUAUAUCCAUGGACACCUCUCUCUUGCCUUAAAGUGACACUGGUACAUCUCCUGGAUUAACUCCAUUGAUUAUUAGGCCUGCCAGCCUGUCUGGAGGGAUAGAGUCAGGAAAGGAUGUGCAUCGUCCUUCAUUUCAACUUGAUACUUAUAAGAAGCUGCUUAGAACCCACUGGGUCUCUUUAGUCCACCAUCAAAUGGACCUUUCUCCCUCAAACUAGCUUAUUUCAAACUAUAUUUCUGAGCCACUAGGAAACUUUUAUGUUGUGUUCUUUUCCUGUUGUCCUAAAUGUUGCAUUUUUUUCAGUUAAAGGGGGAAAAAUGUUUUCUGGUGGCUCUGGCCAGGAAGUGCCAUUGGUUAGAGUGUCGUCCUGAUAUGCCAAGGUGGUGGGUUCAAUCCCCAGUUGGGGCACAUACAAGAAUUAACCAAUGAGUGCAUAAAUAAGUGGAACAAUAAAUCAAUGUUAUUGAUGUUUCUCUAUAUCUCUCUCCCUCCCUCCCUCCUCUUUCUCUCUCUCUCUCUUACUCUCUCUCUCUCUCUCUCUCUCCCAUCCUCUCUCUCUAAAAUCACUAAAGUAAAUAAAAAUAAAAUGUAAGAUAUAACAAGUCUUUUCAGUAUUAGCUAUUGGUGCUACCUACCUCUGGGGUACAUGGCCCUGUUUGCCCUUAGCAUUAUAAUUAGCUUUUAUAACUCUGGGUCCAAAGAACUCCUUCAUGACACUGGCCAUCUCCCUCACAGGUGUGAAGUAGAUUCCACUUUGUCCUAUAGCUUAGACCUCUAAGUGUCCACAUGCAUUUUUUGCGAUAUAUAAAGGCAACAGGGAUCUCCCUUACCCCGAGGGCAAAACUACUGUUGGAACUGCAAGAUGUGAAUGAAGCUCUUCCAGCUUGGAGUGUCUUUCUGGAAGACAUUUCUUCUCUACUUAAGAGAACAUUGGUUCUAGCCUUUAUAUAUAUAUUGAUGAGUAGAAAAUCACCCACCCAAUUUGAAGCAUAGAAGGAAAUAGAUAUUGAGGUUCUUAAAUAAUUAUUUCCACUCUUUGUUCCCUUAGAUCCUCCUGUAAGACAUAAUGUAAAUAGUUUGUUAAUAUGGCUGUACAGUAUUAUAUUGUAAGAUUUGAAGAACGUCACUUUAUUAUACUCUGUUAAUCUAUAAUAUAUUAGACUCAUGCUUUAUCUAAAAUGUUUUGAGUUUGUAUAAUAUAUCUUGACAAAUUUUACUAUCCUGUUAUGUAAUAAAUGUGUAUUUUUGUACUUGCAGAAACUGCUGCUAACUUUUAAAGUUGUUUGAUUUUCAAGGCACUGAUAAUGGAUAUGUAUGAAGUCCAUGCUGUCUAUUAAAUAAAAUACCAUUCUCCAACGUUAACAAUCUCCCCAGAGCAAUGAUCCCUUUGUAGAACUGUUCUAGUUAAUGAGCCCAAUUUCUACUUACCAUUGGAAAUUUCAUAAAAUGCUAUUCAUGUAGAAUUGAACUUUGAGCUUUUAGUCAUAGGCCAUGGUUAGUCUUUCCAGAGGGGGAAAAUAAAGCUUUUCUAUUUUUCUAAUCUUACCAUUUACCAAACAAGUCAUGCUUUAAGCGCAGUCUUCAUUUGUUUAAGCAUUAUGUUUUCCUUGUGCUCCUGGAAUGUCCUUAUUCUCAUAUCAAAAGAACCAUCAACUCAGUUUAAUGGAUGGUAUGAUAUUUUCUUACCUGAAUUUAAAUCAUAAUUGACCAGAUUGACCAAGUUGCUCCCAGACACUCAGGACCUGAGUACUGCUGAGGUCAUAUGAACAUUAUUACUGGUUCCUCAGGACUGCUGCAUCUUUACUUGUCAGAGUUCAUUGGGGUUCACUCUGUGUAAGUUUAACCACCAUUUCAAAGAGAUGCAAGAAAAAUGUAAUUAGUACAGAAAAAUUAUUUGUAUAACAGCACUGAAGACCACACCCCACUGUCAGAAAUGCCACUGAUGAGGUGCAGGCAGUGUGCACAUACACUGAUGUUAAUUUCCCCCUAACUGUUACAGAAAUACAAAGAUUACUGUAAAAAGGGAGCCUUGAUGUA